ACUUAACCCUCCCCCGACCCCACUUUGUGGGAAUACACUCGGUAUGUUGUCGUCGUUGUUGUUGUCGUCAUCUUGUUUCCUUAUCAGUAUUGUUAGUAUUACCCUCCAACUAUCUUAUUCUUCAAUUUUAGAAUUACUUGUUGUCUCCUUGGCUCCGAUUAUCAUAUCGAUCAUUUAUUGCUGUCACAGUUCGAUGAUCUCUUCUGCAUUGUUUUCAGUAUGACUUCUUCACUACUGUAUUUGUUUUACAUACUUGAGUGGAGGGUCAAGGUAGGAAUAUGGUUGUACAAACGCCACCCUCCCGAAACCCUAUUGGCCAGUGAGAUUACACUGAAUAUGUUAUAUAUUGUAGUCGUUGUAAUAGUAUUUAUUAUUCUUUUUUUUUCCAGUGGUUACUGACCCUGAAGGGGUGAAAAAUGUGAUGCAAACAUCACAAAGGAUGGUGAAGAGAUUUUUUGAAAUUCUAAGUAUGACAGACAGAUUGGAUUUCCUAACUUCCUCAAAAUUGAAUAGUGGAGAUAGGGUUUCCAUUAGAACAAAUGAAGAAAUUACUCUGUCACCAAAAGGAUGGAUUGUCACUGCUGCUACUUCUCUAUGUCUUCCUCUUUCAUUCCAAACUGUUUUUGAUUUCUUCAAAGAUGACAAGACAAGGCAUGAGUGGGAUCUUUUGACCAGUGGGAAUAAUGUGACUGAAUUAACUCGAGUACCAACAGGAGCUUUUCCAGGAAAUAGUGUUACAAUCAUUCAGCCCUAUGUGCCAACAGAGAGCAACAUGUUAAUGAUUCAAGAGUCCAACAUUGAUGAAAUGGGAGCAUUUAUAAUAUAUGCACCUAUAGAUUUACCAACAGUCACUUCAGUUAUCAAUGGAGGUGAUGCCACAAAAGUUUCCAUUUUGCCCUCCGGUAUCACCAUAAGUCCCGAUGGUCAACUUGCAUCGAACAGGAAAAAUACUGGAAAUGCACAAGAUGGUUCAAUUUUGACAGUGGCUUUUCAAAUAUUGAUUUCUGGCGAUAAUUAUCCGAUGAAUCAGCAGAAACAUAUGGAUGCAGUGGCUUCUGUUCAUGGCCUUUUGAGCUCCAAAGUUUUAAAAGUCAAAGCAGCAUUGGGUUGCUCUGAUUGAAUAUUAUGGUGGUUUAGUUUCAUGUUGUUUGUUUGUUUGUUUUUGGAGAUUUUAAGACUUAGACAAAUUAUGGUUUUGAAGGAUGAUGUGUUUCCCUUCUUUGUGACUUAUGAAAA
Molecule: messenger RNA, 1236 nt
Organism: Capsicum annuum
Lineage: Eukaryota; Viridiplantae; Streptophyta; Magnoliopsida; Solanales; Solanaceae
Product: homeobox-leucine zipper protein ROC8
Exons: 4
Coding region: 422-1120 (232 amino acids)
Source: RefSeq, a predicted model, not a curated record